Molecule: messenger RNA, 1933 nt
Organism: Daucus carota subsp. sativus
Lineage: Eukaryota; Viridiplantae; Streptophyta; Magnoliopsida; Apiales; Apiaceae
Product: putative F-box protein PP2-B12
Exons: 3
Coding region: 774-1691 (305 amino acids)
Molecular function (GO): protein binding
Source: RefSeq, a predicted model, not a curated record
GUUUUACAUGUAUGUUUUUUCGUAUGUUUUUCUCCUUUUUUUCGGCUUUCCCACCAUCCUAAUGCAAUAUCUACUUCUAGGUUGAAAUGUUGUUAUUUACAUGUGCCACUCUUUUUAAAGUUUUAUAGGGUGAUUACAUAUACCAAACUAUAUUGAGCAACUUUUGCUCCAGUCUAAAAUUAUUGACGCAAAAUAGAGGUUAGAGUAAUGCUUGAACUUAUUCUUUUUUCUUAUGUUAUGCUACUUUCGUAAUGGUUAUUGAUUGAAAUCAAAACUAAUUGAAUAAAGCAAUAUUACAAUUUAUCAUCCCUGAAUGCUCGUUGAAUAAAACAACGAUCACAAUAUGCCAUCCUUGAAUUAUUUUAUUUCUACACUUAAUCAGUUUUGUGCAAGAAAGCGUAUCAAAACAGCUGAUUAUUUGGUUUUGAUCCGGAAAUAGAAUGAAAAUUAUAUGAUAAAAUUUAUAUAUUUUAACUUAUAAAACUAAAUUAGUUUUUAUAUUUAAAAUUAUUUACAUAUUAUUUUUAUUUUUUAGCAAUUUCAUAUAUAAAUUAGAAAUAAAACGAAAAAAAUAGGAAUGCGAAAGCAAAUACCUAAUCAGAGCGGAUAAUUACUUUAUUUAUAUCCUUGUUCCCCUAGAUUUGCCAUCACCCCCCCUCUUGGCUCCUCCCCUAUAUAAACACACAUAUCUGUCCUCGUAUCUAUUCGCUAUCCUCUCAAAACAACACAGAUACAUAAUUACAUCGACGGGCAAGUAAGAAUCAGAAGACAACAUGAAUUACUGGGACAUGUUGCCUGAAGGCUGCAUAGCAGAGAUAGUUUCUCAUACAACUCCACUUGAUGCUUGUCGUGUCGCUCUUGUCAGCCCCGCUGUGCGUUCUGUGGCUGAUUCUGAUCCUGUUUGGGACAAAUUUCUGCCGCCUGAUUAUCGCCAGCUCAUUGCCAGGGCUGUGGAUAAAAAACCCAUUCAUCAGCUUUUGUCUGCUUCUCCUUCCAAGAAGGAUUUGUAUCUCUCGCUCGCUCAUCAGCCUCUCCUCAUUGAUGCUGGUGAUAUGAGUUUUUCUCUGGAUAAACGGACAGGAAAAAAGUGUUUUAUGAUGGGGGCUAGGGCACUCACUAUAUUGUGGGGUGACAAUCCUAGUUACUGGAGUUGGAGAUCUGAUUCGGGAUCAAGAUUUGGCAAGUCCAUUGAGUUGAUUAGUGUUUGGUGGUUUGAAAUCCAUGGAAGAAUAAGCACUUCAUUGUUGUCUGGAGAUACCGUUUACACCACGUAUCUUGUCUAUAAGCCAACAAAAACACUGCACGGGUUUGAAGACCUUCCGCUGGAAAUUUCUGUUGGGAUAGAUGGCGAAGAAAGCAUAAAGCGCAAUGUUUUUGUAGACCCAGAAGGUGUAGUGCAGCGUGAAAAUGUCACCAGGCCUAGGCGAAUGGGUUUGUUUCAUAAUUUCAGAGCUGGCCGCCAAAAUCCAAGGACUAGAAAAGAUGGAUGGUUAGAAAUUGAGCUCGCCGAAUACUACAACAAAGAAGGGGAGAACAGAGAACUGCAGAUCAUUUUGUGGGAAGAGAAAAGUGGAAACUGGAAGAGUGGUCUUAUUAUUCAAGGGCUUGAGAUCCGGCCUAUGCACCGUCGUCUCGACAAAUUUUGGGGCCCUGUGCAAAAAUUAUUAAUGGAACCCCAAAUAUUUAUAUAAAAACACAAUACUAUUGCCCAAUUGUUAUAAUAAUAUAAUUUUUAAAUAUAGAACAAAAAAUAACAUGAAACGUGUUUUUUAUUUUUCUUAAAAUAUAAGAAUUCUAAUCUAAUAAGUAAUAUAUGCUUUUAGAUAAAUUUUGAGUUAGUGAGAAUCGAAAUAUAAUAGAAAAUAAGAAAUAAAAUGAAUUAAUUAACAGUUUCAUGUAUUUUAUUUUUUUAAUUUGAAGUUUUUAUUAGAUU